AUGUCCUCGAGAAACAGACAGACAUCACAACUUGCAAUUCGAAUCACAAGUGCGGAGCCACACGUAACCAGCCAUCAUCAAAAAGAGUAUAUAGAUGUCGGUGUUGUCCCCAUUCCAGCCAUGGCUAUUCUCAGAGUUGCUCCCACGCGAGCACAGCGUGCCGUCAAUCUGCUCCGAGCUGUCAACUCGGGCACAUGUACUUGUCCCGCCCAUUCGAACCCGGGCCAUCCGCACCAUCAUCAUGGCCACAAUCCGUAUGCGGGACGCGUGCGAAGUCUCGCCACGCCCGUCGAUAUCUCGCGGCAGAAGGAAUAUGCAUUCGAAAUGGCUGCCUCCAAUAUUCGUUUUGGCCCGGGAGUCACCAAAGAAGUUGGCAUGGACUUCAGGAACAUGAACGCCAAGAAGGUCAUGGUGGUGACGGAUGCUACCGUGCUGAAACUGGACGCCAUGAAGCAAGUCAUUGAAGGUCUGGAGCGUGAAGGCGUUUUAUACGAAAUCUAUGACAAGGUCAAGGUGGAGCCCAAGGACUACUCUAUACGCGAAGCCAUUGAUUACUGCAAGCCGAUCCAGCCUGAUGCUUUCCUCGCUGUGGGCGGUGGAAGUGUCAUGGACACAGCGAAGCUGAUGAACCUGUACACCACCUUCCCAGAAGCCGACUUUCUCGACUUUGUCAACGCUCCGCUCGGCAAAGGACUGCCCAUCACCUCCAAGCUGAAGCCACUCGUCGCCGUCCCCACCACCGCAGGAACAGGCUCCGAGACCACCGGCACCGCCAUUUUCGACCUCGUCGCCAAAAAGUCCAAGACGGGUAUCGCACAUCGUAACCUGAAGCCAUCCCUCGGAAUAUGUGACCCCUACAACACCCGAACCAUGCCAUCAGCCGUGCAUGCCUCUUCUGGUCUCGAUGUGCUCUGCCACAGUCUCGAAUCCUGGACCGCAAUCCCCUAUCACGAACGCACCCCCCGACCGACCAACCCCAUCAACCGACCUGCCUACCAGGGUGCCAACCCCAUCAGCGACAUCUUCUCCCUCCAAGCCCUCCGAGACACCGUCAAGUACCUCCCUCGAGCCGUCAAGGACCCAGAUGACUUUGAAGCACAAUCCAAAAUGCUCCUCGCCGCGACUCUCGCAGGAGUCGGUUUCGGCAAUGCAGGCGUGCACUUGUGCCACGGCAUGUCGUAUCCCAUUUCCAGCCAGAAUCCCGGCUAUCAGCAUGCGGGAUAUCAAGUGCAAACGCCCAUUAUUCCGCACGGCGUGUCCGUAGCCGUGAGUGCACCGGCAGUGUUCAAGUUCACGGGAGCGUCGAAUCCCGAACGCCAUUUGGCCGCCGCCGAGUGCUUUGGCGUCGACAUUUCCAACGUCAAGAAGGAGAGUGCCGGCGAAGUCCUGUCCGAGGCCUUGGCCAAAUUCCUCGUGGGUUUGGGUGACCAACCUCGGGGUUUGAAACAAAUGGGCUUCAAGCGGGAGCACAUUGACACCCUCGUCGAAGGCACCAUCCCCCAGGCCCGUGUCUUGAUGCUGGCUCCCAACUUGGAAAUGGCCGACCAUUCGGCUGAACGCGAACAGCUGCGUGGCCUGUUCGAGGACGCCAUGGAGUACUAG
Molecule: messenger RNA, 1602 nt
Organism: Sphaerulina musiva SO2202
Lineage: Eukaryota; Fungi; Ascomycota; Dothideomycetes; Mycosphaerellales; Mycosphaerellaceae
Product: NAD-dependent methanol dehydrogenase
Exons: 3
Coding region: 1-1602 (533 amino acids)
Cellular component (GO): mitochondrion
Molecular function (GO): metal ion binding; alcohol dehydrogenase (NAD+) activity
Source: RefSeq, a predicted model, not a curated record